Messenger RNA from Vollenhovia emeryi, 575 nucleotides. RefSeq names its product serine/threonine-protein phosphatase 4 regulatory subunit 2-like. Lineage: Eukaryota; Metazoa; Arthropoda; Insecta; Hymenoptera; Formicidae. The transcript is spliced from 2 exons. The record is from RefSeq and is a predicted model, not a curated record. The annotation marks the transcript as partial.
AUGAUCAGAGGUCAACGGCCCAAAAAGAUUCUAGCGGUGGUACAAACGGAUGAAAUACACAAUAUUCCACUAAAUCAACAAGAAAACACUAAUGAAACAGAAUCUCUACCUAUAACAGAAUUAACUGAAACCGAAAAUGACAUUCAGAACAUUCAACUCGAGACAGAAAUUUUACUCUCAGAAAAUUUAAACAAUAAUAAUAAUGAUAACAUUGCUAAUACCUCUAAUUCACAAAUAAUAAUACCACCUAAUCUUUUACAGAUAAUAAAUAAUUUAGCAGGAGAUUAUGACUAUGAUGAAAUUUGUCAAGAGAAAAAUUCAGGUACAGAUUUUCGCGAAGUUUUGACAGAUGAAACAAGAGGAAAUAAUUCUAAUCCAGAAGGUGAUCAAGAUAGCCUGAGCUCCGAUGAAGACUCGAACGAAGAAGAUGAAGAAGCUAAUUUUGAAGAAAAAGAAGAAGAUGACAGUGACAAAGACAUUGACGAAACAUAUAACGAACUUGACUUAGACGAUCUAAUUAACGAAACAGAAAAACAGAUGGAAACACGCGGACAGAAAUCUAGUCACGAGACACG